Messenger RNA from Brienomyrus brachyistius, 3967 nucleotides. It is a transcript of the gene fzd10, whose product is annotated as frizzled class receptor 10. Bases 1395 to 3173 code for a protein of 592 amino acids. Gene Ontology annotation, biological process: canonical Wnt signaling pathway; non-canonical Wnt signaling pathway. The record is from RefSeq and is a predicted model, not a curated record. Lineage: Eukaryota; Metazoa; Chordata; Actinopteri; Osteoglossiformes; Mormyridae. Gene Ontology annotation, cellular component: plasma membrane. The transcript has 2 exons. Gene Ontology annotation, molecular function: Wnt receptor activity; Wnt-protein binding.
AAAGGACAGGAUGAGGAUCUAAUUUUGCUGCUUUUAUUUUACAGAAAAGGAAAUCCUAAGAGCUUAAACUAAGCUGGCGAACUCCCAAGAGCUCUUAGACGAGAGAUUGCUCUUUUAAAAUGUUGCCCCGCCCAACCGUUAUUUUUUCCGACUUUUUUUGACUCGGGGAAUGAAACACAUCGGCAAAGCAGUAUCCUGUGUAAUUACCCACUCAGAAGCACUUCAAAGACUCUCCUGCAAAUCAGGUUUGAAUAUUUAACAAUUUUUAAGCUUUUUUUAAUACUUGAUUUAUUGAUUGCACGAUGAGCAAUAUCAUAACACGCACUGUCGUUUUGAAAUCAGUCUAGUCUACAGAAACUCAUACAUCUGAAAUGUAUGAUCCACAUUAUAGCCUAUAUUUUCACGGAAUUCAUAAUAUUAAUUUAUUGUAAGUCAUAUGUCAUUCAAAUACAUAAUACUUUGACCUCACGUUUCAUUCAUUUGGUUCUGUCAUAAUUAAACAGAAGUGGGAAAGACGGGGAUCCCAACAAUAAACUUUUUUUUCUAUUACCCCCGGACCGUGAAAAUGAACAAUUGAAUCAGAGGAGGAAAAUAAAUCAGCCUUUCAGUCCGUUUGGCCGCCUUGGAUAACAUUUGGCUCCUACCUGCGAGUGAAACACGCUAAAGUUUAACACUUGGUGAUCACUGGAAACUUUUCUUUAAAAGUCGGAAAAGAGGACAAAUGGCCGAUGAGUAGCGCGAUCAACAAUGAGGGAGGAAGAAAAAGCUGCGAGUUUUUUUUAAGGAGGUCUGCGGGCUGUUCCGCACGAUUUGAAAAUAAUCACCGUGUCAGUUUUACCUUUCUUAUGCAAACGAGGUGUCUUUGAAGGAGGGUCAUUUGGCAGGUUAGUCCAGGACGGUGGCGAAGACAGACUCAGAUCUGCAGCGCAACCGACAAGUCGUCUUGCGGAGUGUAACCGGGGACAAGUUAACGUUUCCCGAUGCAGUACAUCUAAGAAAGAUUUAAGAAACGGACGUGCAUAGAGGGAUGGAGAAAAAAUCGCUCAAGCAUCUAAAAGACUAAAAGCUUUGCGUGAGUUUUUUUUUAAUUUAUUUAUAAUUUUUUUUUUCGUAGGACCGCUUUCCAGCGUUCCGACUGUAUGACCAUAGCGGGAUUUUGGGGAGAGAUAAGUCUCCGUCCGUUUUUGCGUGCUGCUCUGGGACAGGCUCCGUUUUCCCCGCCGCUCCUCGGAGUCCGAUCUCCCAUGCACCAAAGCUACAGCCCGGGGAGCGGAUCGUCCGCCUAAUGAGAGAGACUUUUAUCGGAGCCUUCCCGGCGUCAGGCUCGGAUGUCCGAGCACAUCUCACUUCAUGGUCCCACAUGCCGCUGUGCUACAUGAGAGAAAGCUGACGGGAUGCCUUGCCCCUCCGCACCGAGAUCGCUAUGGCUCCUCACCUUGGUGAUUGCUGGCUGCACCGCCAUCAGCUCCAUGGACCCCGACCGCCCCAAUGACGGGCGGUGCCAGCCCAUCGAAAUCCCGCUGUGCAAGGACAUUGGCUACAACAUGACGCGGAUGCCUAACCUCAUGGGGCACAUGGACCAGGGUGAGGCAGCCAUAAAACUGCACGAGUUUGCGCCGCUGAUCGAGUACGGCUGCCACGGUCACCUGCGCUUCUUCCUGUGCUCGCUGUACGCGCCCAUGUGCACCGAGCAGGUGUCCACGCCCAUCCCCGCCUGCAAGGUGAUGUGCGAGCAGGCCCGGCUGCGCUGCUCACCCAUCAUGGAGCAGUUCAGCUUCCGCUGGCCCGACUCGCUCGAUUGUUCCCGGCUGCCCAGCAAGAACGACCCCAACAACCUAUGCAUGGAGGCCCCCAGCAAUGGCUCCGACGAGUCCCCCAAGGGCCCUCACACUCAGGCCCCGGACUUCCGGCUCCACCGGCCCAACGGCGGCCAGGAGCUGCAGCUAAAGGAUGGCGGGGGUGGAGCUGGCACUGGUAGCAGUGGUCGCCGGACAUGCAGCAACCCAGACAAGUUCCACUACGUGCAGAAGAGCGAGUCAUGUGCGCCUCGUUGCUACCCCCAGGUGGAUGUGUACUGGAGCCAGGCGGACAAACGCUUCUCCCUCGUCUGGAUGUCUGUCUGGUCCAUCCUCUGCUUCGUGUCCAGUUCUUUCACGGUCCUCACCUUCCUGGUUGACCCCCAGCGCUUCCGCUACCCCGAGAGGCCAAUCAUCUUCCUGUCCAUGUCCUACUGUGUUUACUCCAUGGGUUACCUCAUCCGCCUGUUCGUGGGGGCGCACAACAUCGCCUGUGACCGUGACAGCGGCGUCCAGUACAUCAUCCAGGAGGGCCUGGAGAGCACAGGUUGCACCAUCGUCUUCCUCAUCCUCUACUACUUCGGCAUGGCCAGCUCGCUAUGGUGGGUGGUCCUCACACUCACCUGGUUCCUGGCUGCAGGGAAGAAGUGGGGUCACGAGGCCAUUGAGGCCAACAGUAGCUAUUUCCACCUGGCAGCCUGGGCCAUACCGGCCGUGAAGACCAUCAUGAUCCUAGUGAUGAGGAAGGUGGCUGGCGACGAGCUCACAGGGGUCUGCUACGUGGGCAGCAUGGAUGUGAAGGCCCUCACAGGCUUUGUGCUCAUCCCUCUGUCAUGCUAUUUAGUCAUCGGCACGUCCUUCCUGCUUUCUGGUUUCGUGGCCCUCUUCCAUAUCCGCAGGGUCAUGAAGACAGAGGGCGAGAACACGGACAAGCUGGAAAAGCUCAUGGUGCGCAUUGGCGUCUUCUCUGUGCUCUACACCGUACCGGCCACCUGCGUCAUUGCCUGCUACUUCUACGAGAGGCUCAACAUGAGCUACUGGGAGAUCAAGGCCCGCGAGCAGAAGUGCGUGGAGGACGGAGGCUUGGAACCCGAGUCCUGCAUCAUGAAGAGCUCCAUCCCAGCCAUGGAGAUCUUCAUGGUGAAGAUAUUCAUGCUGUUGGUGGUGGGCAUCACCAGCGGCAUGUGGAUCUGGACCUCCAAAACCCUGCAGUCCUGGCAGAAUGUCUUCAGCAGGAAGUUGAAGAAGCGUGCCAGGAGAAAGCCAGCCAGUGUGUUUACCGGUGGCAGUGGCGGGGCCUACAUCAAACCUCACCCCCCCGUAAAAAGCCACAGCACCAAGUAUGAGCUUGCAGGAUCCCCUCCGACCUGCGUCUGAGGGACCUGCAUGCUCCCCUGACUCAAAUCCCAAACUCUUGUGUUUACUUUUCCCUCUCUCCUACGAACACUUAACACCAACCAGACUCAUGAGCCGCAUCGACAGCGGACAGGAAAUGUUAAAGGUUUAUAUUUAUUUUUUUAUGCAAGCUUAAUUGACAAAGAAAAUGCAAUGUGUUCACAUAACACUCUUUUUUUCCCCAUUUCAAUUUAUGUCAAGCACUGAUAUCAGCGCUGAAAACGGUACUUGACGGAGUGAAAAAAAACACUACAGUGGGGGGGGGGGGAAGUUUCGAGACGAGGAUGACGGGGUGAACAGCUUCUGUGCGCCACUGGGUUGCUAAAUGACGUGCAAUAGAUGUUUUCCUUAGUUACAUAAAAAAACGAGACACGAGUACUGUAGAGGCAGAUAAAAAAGACAAUGAGAGUAUCCCACAAACUGUGCGGGGGAAUGGCCCCGUGAGACCGGACGCCUUUUAGUGACGCGUCCCUUGGCUUUUUAAUGGAAAUUAAGUCAGUGUCAUACAUGCUGGGACUCAUUCUUAGAAAGAGCCUGCAGUUGAAAAGGACCCGAAAGUGUAUGGACGACCCGUGGGGAAGAAAAGAAUCUCUGGCCAUCCAUAAAUCAACAAGCACUAUAUAUAUGGCAAAACGUAUUUGUACGGCCAGUUCCUCUGCUUUUGUAUUUUAUUUUUUCCCUGUGCCUUUUGUAGCACAAUGAAACAUUUGUAUAUAUUUCUAAAGCAAAAGUUCAUUAUUUUAUAAAGAAAAUAAAUAAAACAUUCUAGUUUUAAA